AUGAAUAGACCCAUAUUUCGCACAUUCAUUCGUUUUAAUUCAACAAAUGCAAAACAAUAUAUUCGUAAAAAACCAAAAUUUUAUGAUCUUUUAAAAACACCAACUACAAAAUCACUACUAUUAACAUUAUUAUGUACAUCAUUCGUAUUAGACUUGACUAAUAAAAGAAAAGAAUUAGAAGUUAUGAAAUUAUCAUAUGAGAAUAAAUUCUUAAUACUAGAUGAUAUUUUAACUAAAUUACUCAAUAAUGAAAAAUUCGAUUUGGCGAAGGAAUUAAAUUUAGCUAAUGUAUUAACUAAAUUUAAAUACAAUAGUAAGAUUGAUAUUGAAUUAGAUGAACAAUUGGAAGAAUUUUUUAAAAUGGAUGAGGAAGAACUAAGUCAUAAAUUUGAUAUAAUUGAAGAAGAAGAAACGAAAGCAGUUGAUGAAAAUGAUCAAAAAGUAAUUGAUACUAGUAAAUUCUUAUAA
Insectozyma verbasci is the source of this 468-nucleotide messenger RNA. NCBI's taxonomy places the organism in Eukaryota, Fungi, Ascomycota, Pichiomycetes, Serinales, Debaryomycetaceae. The record is from the annotation of a GenBank genome assembly.